CGAGAUCAGGUAUUCUAAUCUGGCCAUGGCCAGAUUUUUGUAUGAGACGUACAGUCCAACAUCAACAUCGAGUCCCUAGGAAUCGUCCUCGUGAUUGUCUUUAUUUCUGUGUUGAUCAUGACUCUAAAUUCAAACCUUCCACAAAACCUCCCCUUUUAAAAUUUUUCUAAUUUGGCAACAUCCACACUUUAAUUGAUGCUCUGCUCUUCCUCUCCCUACGCACAUAGAGGUAGUUGCUGAUAGCUCAGCUCUCCAGAAGCAUCUCCACACACAGACCCAUACCCACACCCAGAGAGAGACAGAGAGAGACAGAGAGAGAAAAUCAUAAAAGAUGGCCAUUAGCUUCUCUUCAUAUGAACAUGCAGAAGAAGAAGAAGAAGAAGAAGACGACUACAUAGACAUAGAAGUGAGUUCCUCCACUGCAUUCUUGUGCUACAACAUCAGCUCUCCUCCUCAGCACACAGAGUUUGAGUUCCAUAUGUCAUUAGCUUCUCUUGACAAGGAACGCUCAACCUCUCCAGCUGAUGAACUCUUCUAUAAAGGGAAGCUUCUACCCCUUCAUCUCCCUCCCCGUCUUCAAAUGGUGGAAAAACUCCUCGACCACAAGCAUCAGAACUCCGCUGCUUCUUCUACUGAUGACAGAACAAGAACAGAGCCCACCUCCAAAGAGAACUAUUCCUAUUCCACUCCCUUCACCACCACUUGCAGUACCCCCUUUGAGUCCUGCAGCGUUUCUCCCUCCCAGUCUUGCCUGGUCAGUGGAGAACUCAACCCCGAGGAGUACCUUUUGGAGUGCCCCAAAAAGAAGCCUUGGUCCAAGAAGCUCAAAUUGAUCAGGCAUUCUUCACUGGGUCUCAAGUUGAAAGCUUCCCGGGCUUAUCUAAAGUCUCUGUUCAGCAAAUCUGGUCGUGCCGAUGAAACCUCUGCAGAGGGUGCCGAUGAAACCUCUGCAGAGGCUGCCAGGAAUGGGGACGAAGCGACCAUCUCCAAAGCCAAGGAGUGUUUGAACAGGUACAUGAAGGUGACAAGGAAGAACCCGUUUGGCCAAAUUCACAGAGAGAGGCACCAAGUGGAGGAUUCACUCAUGGCGGGGAAAGAGAAGUUGAUGGAUGAGGUUGGUGGUGCUGAUGGCCAUAGGAGGUCGUUCUCGGGGGUCAUCAAACGUCACCCAGUAAUCAAGUCCUCAACCUCAUCUUCAUCGUCAUUUUCGUGUAAUCCAAAUGGGUAUUAUGAGUUUCAGUUCCUUAAGAGAAGCAGCAGUGCGAAUUCAGAGAUUGAGAAGUCAAUUCAGGGAGCAAUUGCUCACUGUAAACAGUCUCAGCAGUUUAGUUCGAGAAAGACGGUGAAGGAAGAUGGGUUUUGUUUAUUCUCUGCUUCAAGGAUUGCAGUUCGUGAGAAUCAAGAGAGGCCAGGACACUGUAGGGGAUGAUGAUGUUGAUGAUUUCAAAUUAAAAUGAACCCCAUUAGUAAUUUAGAAUGGGAGAAGAAGAAAGGCCCCUCCUUUAAAAGCCUUGAUUGCUUUCAGAUUUCUUUUGCUUUGCUUUUAUUUCCUCCUAUUGAUCCUAUGGAAUAAAUCUAUCAAAAAUCUCUCCUCAGGUCUGCAAAUUCUAUUGCAGAUGACAGUUGACCUUAGGGAUGGGGUAAGUGGGCAAUUUCUGUAUAUGAACCUGUUAUCCUUUGUAAUUCACUUCUGGGGUUCUGGCCUUUGGCCUUUGCCUCAGCUGUUGAUGUUCUAAGUAUAUUCUACUCUGAUCUCUCAUCUUUUGAUAACAUCAUGGGUUAUGUAUGAAAAAAGAACAUGGAAGAAAAACAAAUUUUCACAGCCUAGUCACCCUCUUAAUUAUGCCAACCUUUUCAGAGAAUUUACCUGUCCUAGCUAGUGUGAUGGGUAUCUUGAAAAGUGAAUUGAGGGGAAACUUUUCUAGUCUUUCUGACUUACUCCCAUGUAUCCUGUCUCUUCUGAAAUAUAUUCCAUAACAUUAAUUCUUUUGGC
This is a messenger RNA of Macadamia integrifolia, 1993 nucleotides long. Its product is annotated as probable membrane-associated kinase regulator 4. Gene Ontology annotation, molecular function: kinase inhibitor activity. The coding region runs from base 332 to 1429 and encodes 365 amino acids. Gene Ontology annotation, cellular component: plasma membrane. NCBI's taxonomy places the organism in Eukaryota, Viridiplantae, Streptophyta, Magnoliopsida, Proteales, Proteaceae. The record is from RefSeq and is a predicted model, not a curated record. The transcript has a single exon.